Messenger RNA from Physcomitrium patens, 1590 nucleotides. Its product is annotated as actin-related protein 2/3 complex subunit 2A. Gene Ontology annotation, cellular component: actin cytoskeleton; Arp2/3 protein complex. Lineage: Eukaryota; Viridiplantae; Streptophyta; Bryopsida; Funariales; Funariaceae. Gene Ontology annotation, biological process: actin filament polymerization; Arp2/3 complex-mediated actin nucleation. Gene Ontology annotation, molecular function: actin filament binding; structural constituent of cytoskeleton. The record is from RefSeq and is a predicted model, not a curated record.
UGUCCGGUUAUCAAUUGAGAGCUGCUGCCUUCGCCAACAGGGUCAGUUCUUCCAGUGAACACGGAAAAUAUGACAAGGAGUCGGGAAGCUAGACAUCAGACCGAGAGCUUCCUGACAGCAGGUGCUAGACAUCGACCGAGUGCGUUGCAGCGAUUAGAGUAAUUGACAUUUUGCAUUCUCCUCAGUAACUGCGCCUAUAGGACUUACUUGGAUUUCAAGGACGAGGGUUUGCAAGUGAACUGUGCCAGAGAGGGGAUAUAAUAGAUUGCAUUUCGAGGAUUAAAGGCCGGCACUAGAGGAUUUGGUAGUGAAUUGGAGAGAGGAGGAUCGAAGCAGGGAAAAUGAUUCUGCUGGAAGGUCCAUCGCGGGUCUUACAGCAAAUAUUUCAAAAUCGCCUUCGAAAUACGGAGAAGUUAGCAGAGGUUGACUUCCAUAUCGUAGAGUUCGAUGACAUUCGAUUUCACGUUCAGGGUUCAGAAAAGGAUACUCAGCACAUAACUAUCUCAGUAGCAGUGCCCUCCCCUCCACCCGAAACCGUUUUUGACGGAGGCCUUCCUUCUGGUGCAUUGGAGGCCGUGAGAUCUGCAUAUGGAGCGUUUGUACAAGUCAUUGAGCCCCCAGAGUCUGGGUUUCAUCUCACCAUUCAAGUGGAUCUUACGAAAAUCGCAUCAUCUGAAACUGAAAGAAUACAGCAGAUAACAAAGAUAGCUUCCUUGCGAACUGUUGUACUCGGGGCCCCACUUCGUCACAUCCUCAAGCAUUUAGGCAACAGAUCGGUAGCUCCAGAUGCUGAUAAUCUUGUUGCUUUAAUGCAUCGGCCUAGACAAUCUUACUUUUUGAUUCCACCACCUGGAAAAGUAACGGUUGUAUUUCCUAUGCGCUAUAACGACAGUAACGAUGUUGUUCUCGCGACAUCAUUCUUGCAGGAGUUUAUGAAAGCAAGACGAUCAGCAGGAUUGAGUACAGCAUCACCUUGCUUAUGGGCACCCACUCCACCCCUUGCGCUUAAAGGAGCUCCAGCGCAUGCUUUAGAUGCGAACUGUGGUUUUGUAUCUUUUGUGAUUUUUCCUCGUCAUGUUGAGAGUGAGAAAUUGGAUAGAAUUGUAUGGAAUUUGUCAACCUUCUAUGCAUACAUCAGUUAUCACAUCAAGUGCUCGAAAGCAUUUAUGCAUCCCCAGAUGAGAAGACGGGUGAAUACGCUUUCUCAGCAAUUGGAUAAAACGAAGUUGGAAAUUGAGAAGCAGAAGAAAAUUGCUCAAGGUCGAAGCUUCAGACGACCUGUCUAAUUACGCUCAUUCCGUGUUAGGAUUUGUGGUCAUCUUACUGGAUACGUUUGGUUAUAUGGUAAUCGGUUUGGAGAUAGAUGAUGGAAAUCUCAUGAAAGGCCUUGUCGGAUUCCGAGCAGCUGCGGAAACCACCAUUUCAUGAAUGAAGUUUUGAUUAAGUACGUGUAUUUAGAAUGGAGAAAUUACAUGCUAAAUGUUACGAUUAUAAAUGGGUAUGAUAUUAGCAAAGCAUUGGUCAUCAUGUUUAUUUAGAUACGGAAAGUUUAAAUUAAUUCUAGUUUUAUGACUGCGAGUGGAGCUUCUA